Molecule: messenger RNA, 2186 nt
Organism: Cryptomeria japonica (Japanese cedar)
Lineage: Eukaryota; Viridiplantae; Streptophyta; Pinopsida; Cupressales; Cupressaceae
Product: pentatricopeptide repeat-containing protein At3g25210, mitochondrial
Exons: 2
Coding region: 318-1601 (427 amino acids)
Molecular function (GO): protein binding
Source: RefSeq, a predicted model, not a curated record
UCUCAGCCUCACCUAGACUAUUUUUUUAGGAAGCCCUCCUCCAUGAGACCCAGCUUAUUCUAUCAUACUCCUCCAAAUCCUAUUGCAGGUUUUUAAUUGAACACAUCUCCUCGGCAACUUUCAGAGCCGACCUUUACAUUCAUUAAAUGCAGACCACAACAGUGAACGUUACUACGAUGUCAAGAGUGGAAGCCUAUGGGCCAUUUACUCCGAAAAAAGGAUUUUAAGCACAAUCGUAUUUAAACUUCUGAAAAGACACUACGAUCACUGGGCAAGAAAGAAGCGAGAGAAAGGGCGGGGCAAAAAGCGCAAUAAAAAUGAUAAUAAAAACUAUCAUCAUUCAGUGCACAAGAAGCAGCAACAGCAGAAAUUCUCUUCAUUCCAGUAAGCUCUCUGAAUUUUUAUUGUUCAACCGUUCAUCAAUUUUUUUAAGAUUUACUGCGGCGGAAUUGAUUAGGCCAUUAUUUCCCCCCCUUCAAAGCUGUUCAUAUCAUUCAAAUGAGGAAAAUCUAGAAAAUCUAGAGGAACCCAAAUCAAUACCCUCGUUAACAUCUUCUGUAACCCCAGAUGCCAAAUGGGUGAACAAUCCCAAUAACAACCACAAUAACCUAACACCCAUAACCCCUAGAGGGUCCACACCCAUUGGAAGACAAUUUGAGAGCUGGAUCAAAUCCCUACAGCCCGGGUUCAAACCCGAGGACGUAGCCCAUGUACUAAAACAGCAGAACGACCCUGACCUCACCUAUGACAUAUUUCGGUGGACUGCCCUGCAGAGAAACUACAGACACAACCACCAAACGUAUCAAAUCGUGAUCGAAGCAAUGGCCUCUACACAACGGCGCAAGAAGAUGGAACAGCUAAUGGAAGAGAUCAUGGCUGGGGCCUGCAUUGGUAGCGUAGCCCUCUUCAAUACCAUGAUCAGUAAUUAUUGUCAAUACAGGAUGUUGGGAUCUGCCAUUGCUGUUUACAAAAAGAUGCAAAAGGUUCCUGGCUGUAAACCCACUGUGAAAACUUACAACAUUCUGUUCCAUGCCAUUGUGAGAAGGUUCGGAAGCUUUACUGUCUGUUGUGUGCAUCUGAGGACUGUUAAGUCUCUGUAUCAGCAAAUGAAUGCUGCAGGGGUUGAUCCCGAUCUCACAACUUUGAAUUUGCUCAUCAAAGCCCACUCUAUGGCUUUGGAAAUGGACGAGGCUGUGCGAAUUUAUCGUGAAAUGGACCUGUAUGGAUGUAGCCCUGAUUUCUACACUUACAAUUAUAUCAUCAGAGGAUUUUGUCAGAAAGGGUACAUGAAGCAAGCCUUGGGAUUUUAUGGUAUAAUGAUUAGCAAGGGUCUUUGUCCAAGUCGAGGAGUUUAUGAUGUGCUUGUUUGCAGUCUUUCAGUUGGAGGGAAGGUGGAGGAGGCAAUGAUUGCUCUUCGAGACAUGACCAAUAAUAGAUUGGUGCCUGAUUUCCUCACUUACAAGACUCUUGUUGAGUAUCUUUGUCGUGCAGGAAAAGGAGAGGAGGCUCUUGAAUUCCUUUGUGGACUUCGCAAUAAGGGCUAUGUGCUCGAUGAGAUCACUUACAUGAGAUUAGUGGAUAUCUUUAAACUGAUACAAUGAGAAUAUGUAUGAAAAUGUCUGGAAGAGAUGCAUGUACUGUACUUCAGUUCUAACAUUAUUAAACAGCUCCGGAUGUUGGUGUUUGAAAUCACCCUUGGAAAAUGCUAAUAGAUACCGUUUUAAAUUGUGAUCCUUGGCUUCCAAAACAGGCGAAGUUCUUUCUCUGUUGGGGCACUGUGGGAUUGGAUUUUCACAAGAUGGUCCUGGUAGUCACUAAAAAACAUCGAUUGCGAAUGCUUCUGUCCAGUCAUUUCCAGGGAAGCUAGUGUAAUUAUAUGUUUGUACUUAGAAAAGGUGUGAGAACGGCAAAUUGCUAAGCAUGAAACAUCAGAGGAUAAUUAUUUUGGGAUCAAGGACACUAUUAGAGAAUAUGAUAUGGUUAUGACAGAUCUAUUAAAAUUCUCAUGGUUAUGACAGGUUUUGGGUGGCCAUGGAGGAAGAAUGCAGCACUCACAGCAUUUCCAUUAUCAAUUUGACUUUGAGUAAAGUCAUUUAAGUUGCAUAGUAAAAAUGUUUCUUCAUUUGCUAUUGUGUAGUCUUUAACAAACUAGCAAAGACCAUGUUUAUGAUAUCGGAUUUCCACAA